AUGCCUGGAGUUGAGAGCGCACCACGAACCCUCUACGACAAGGUCCUGGGCGACCACAUUGUCGACGAGAAGCUGGACGGCACCCUGCUGCUGUACAUUGACCGGCAUCUCGUCCACGAAGUCACCUCGCCGCAAGCCUUUGAGGGCCUGAAGAAUGCUGGCCGCAAGGUCCGGAGACCCGAUUGCACCCUCGCCACCACCGACCACAACAUCCCUACCUCGUCGCGGAAAACCUUGAAAGACAUCGCCAGCUUCAUCCAGGAGGACGACUCGCGCACCCAGUGCGUCACCCUCGAGGAAAAUGUCAAGGACUUUGGCAUCACAUACUUUGGCCUCGGCGACAAGCGCCAGGGCAUCGUCCACGUCAUCGGCCCCGAGCAGGGCUUCACCCUGCCCGGCACCACCGUCGUCUGCGGCGACAGCCACACCUCCACCCACGGUGCCUUUGGCGCCCUGGCUUUCGGCAUCGGCACCAGCGAGGUCGAACACGUGCUCGCCACCCAGUGCCUGAUCACCAAGCGCAGCAAGAACAUGCGUGUCCAGGUCGACGGCGAGCUGGCCCCCGGCGUCAGCUCCAAGGACAUUGUCCUGCACGUCAUUGGCAAGAUCGGCACGGCUGGCGGCACAGGCGCCGUCAUCGAAUUCGCCGGAUCUGUGAUCCGCGGUCUGUCCAUGGAGGCCCGCAUGUCCAUCUGCAACAUGUCCAUUGAGGGCGGCGCCCGCGCCGGCAUGGUCGCGCCGGACGAGAUCACGUUCGAGUACCUCAAGGGCCGCCCUCUGGCGCCCCUGUUUGGGUCGGACGAGUGGAACCGCGCCACCGCGUACUGGAAGAGCCUGCAGUCCGACCCGGGCGCCAAGUACGACAUUGACGUCUUUAUCGACGGCAAGGACAUCAUCCCCACCGUCACCUGGGGCACCAGCCCCGAGGACGUCGUCCCCAUCAACGGCGUCGUUCCCGACCCGGAGACGUUUGCCAGCGAGUCCAAGAAGGCCUCCGGCCGGCGCAUGCUCGAGUACAUGGGCCUGACCGCCGGCACCCGCAUGGAGGACAUUGCCAUUGACAAGGUGUUUAUUGGCUCGUGCACCAACUCGCGCAUUGAGGAUCUGCGCGCCGCCGCCAAUGUCGUCAAGGGCCGCAAGAUUGCCCCCAACGUCAAGCGCGCCAUGGUGGUGCCCGGCUCCGGCCUCGUCAAGACCCAGGCCGAGGAGGAGGGCCUGAACAAGAUCUUCCUCGACGCCGGCUUCGAGUGGCGCGAGGCCGGCUGCAGCAUGUGCCUGGGCAUGAACCCGGACAUCCUGUCGCCCAAGGAGCGCUGCGCCAGCACGAGCAACCGCAACUUUGAGGGCCGCCAGGGCUCCGGUGGCCGCACCCACCUAAUGAGCCCCGUUAUGGCUGCUGCCGCCGCCAUUGUCGGCAAGCUGGCCGAUGUCCGGAAACUGACGCAGUACACGGCCAGCCCGCACAUUGACGCGUUCCGCGCCAACACCCUGUCGACCGGGUCCUCGACGGGCAAGCCCCACGUCGACGAGCGCGUCGACGAGGACGACGCCGAGAAGGAGCAGAUUGGCGAUCAGCCCGAAGACAACGCGCCCCACACCAACACGUCGGUCGCCGGCCACGGCAGCUCGGCGGGCCUGCCGACGUUCACGGUGCACCGCGGUAUCACAGCCGUCAUGGAACGCACCAACGUCGACACGGACGCGAUUAUCCCCAAGCAGUUCCUCAAGACGAUCAAGCGCACCGGGCUGGGCAAGGCGCUCUUCAACGACUGGCGCUACCUGCCGGACGGCUCCGAGAACCCCGACUUUGAGCUCAACAAGGAGCCGUACCGCAACGCCAAGAUCCUGGUCGUCACCGGCGCCAACUUUGGCUGCGGCAGCUCGCGCGAGCACGCGCCCUGGGCGCUCAACGAUUUCGGCAUCCGCAGCGUCAUCGCGCCCUCGUUUGCCGACAUCUUCUUCAACAACUCGUUCAAGAACGGCAUGCUCAUGAUUCCCAUCCAGAACCCGGCCGACCUCGAGGCCAUUGCCGUCGAGGGCCGCGCGGGCCGCGAGGUCGAGAUCGACCUGCCCAACCAGCUCAUCAAGACGGCCGACGGCACGACGAUUUGCGGCUUUGACGUCGAGGAGUUCCGCAAGCACUGCCUGGUCAACGGCCUCGACGACAUUGGCCUGACGAUGCAGCUGGACGACAAGAUUGCCGCCUUUGAGAAGAAGAUGACGCGCAACACGCCCUGGCUCGACGGCAAGGCGUACCUGAAGCGCGGUCGCAACGGCCAGCUGCUGGCCAAGGCGGCGCCGGUGCCAAAAACGAACCGCGGCGAGGAGCUGAAGGAGCCUCUGGAGUGGUAA
Messenger RNA from Sporothrix brasiliensis 5110, 2352 nucleotides. RefSeq names its product 3-isopropylmalate dehydratase. Gene Ontology annotation, biological process: L-leucine biosynthetic process. Gene Ontology annotation, cellular component: 3-isopropylmalate dehydratase complex. Gene Ontology annotation, molecular function: 4 iron, 4 sulfur cluster binding; 3-isopropylmalate dehydratase activity. The coding region runs from base 1 to 2352 and encodes 783 amino acids. The record is from RefSeq and is a predicted model, not a curated record. The transcript is spliced from 4 exons. Lineage: Eukaryota; Fungi; Ascomycota; Sordariomycetes; Ophiostomatales; Ophiostomataceae.